AUGUUAAGGAAACAAUUCGAAGACUAUUGUGAACUAUACAAGAUCGAGGGGGUAGAAGUGGACGAACACGAGAUGAACGCACUUGUAACCUUCGAUGCAGAAGACAUCGAGGAAGAUAUGGAAGAUCACAACGAUCCCUUGGUCCUUACCUUACCAGUGGCAGGGUGCAAUACCAAGAAGAUCCUCAUUGAUGGAGGGAGUUCGGUUAACGUUCUAUUCUACGACACAUUCAAGCGAAUGGAGCUUAACGAUGAGCAACUGAUGUCUUCGUAUUAUACGAUUUACGGUUUCAAUGGGGCACCUACAAAGUCGUUAGGAGACAUUGUUUUGCAAGUGGACGCAGGACCAAUGAAAUUUGACACUCGUUUCAGUGUGGUGUACGCUCCUUCCCCCUAUGACGCCAUCAUUGGCCGAAGAUGGGUGCACCAGCUCAAGGGAGUAGCAGCGACCUAUCAGUACCUUAGAUUUCCAACACCCGAAGGGGUAAUGUAA
Messenger RNA from Papaver somniferum (opium poppy), 492 nucleotides. RefSeq lists its product as uncharacterized. The record is from RefSeq and is a predicted model, not a curated record. Lineage: Eukaryota; Viridiplantae; Streptophyta; Magnoliopsida; Ranunculales; Papaveraceae. Bases 1 to 492 code for a protein of 163 amino acids. The transcript has a single exon.